Heterobilharzia americana is the source of this 384-nucleotide messenger RNA. NCBI's taxonomy places the organism in Eukaryota, Metazoa, Platyhelminthes, Trematoda, Strigeidida, Schistosomatidae. The record is from the annotation of a GenBank genome assembly.
AUGUUUAGCAUAAUAAUCAUUGUAUUGCUUACAGUCAUCGAGAUUACCGCAUCUACAAAUCAUACCAAGGUUGCUGUGAAACUGUCAAAUAACGAUAACAGUGUACUCUGCAACCAGACGGUUACUUGUAAGGCGUCAACUUUAUAUCAUUCUGUUUUAGUGUGUGACAAAUGUCAGGCAGCAGUUAAAUACAUUCAGUCAGUUUUACUAGAAGAUUUUGAAGUUAAAAAGAUUGACAAUUGGAUUGAGACACUUUGUAAAGUCACUGGAGGUUAUAACAUUACAUGUUCAGCUUUAUUGGCCCAAUACGUUGACAAUGCUAUUCAGAUGAUAAACUCUACAAAUCCUAUCACACCUUGUCAGACUAUUAAACUAUGUAAAUAG